AUGGUCCUCGAAGGUGCCUCGCCGCAAGCAGGCUCAUUUUCAAAUGAAAGCCCCUCGACCGGCGCCCCAAUAAGACAAGCAACCAACCACCCCCAAUCGCUCCUGGGUGGUCUAAGAAUCAAACCAGAAUUCAUCGAACACCCCGACCUAUUCACCCUCUACUUCGGCUUUCUCGGAAACAGAUCCUGGCAAAAAUCAGUGGGACGUAAUAUCUAUGACCGCUUACAAGGGACUUGGGUUCUUACCGGGCGCACCGCGACACAAGAAGAGCUAGAUUCGUUCUGCGCCAAUUCCACACACGCCCUGUACUACGGCCGAAUCGGAUUACCAGUAUCGUUAAUUGCCGGUGGAGUUUGGGAGUACAGGAAGGCAGCUCGGCAAACGGCCGAUCUUACAUUUGCACAACGGCUUACGACAAUGCUGAGCAUUGCGAGGGCUGAUCCGUCCGCGUUCUGGCCUCAAGCCGCUAGGACUGGAUUCAGGGUAUUUUGGAUUGGAUCGUGCGGGUGGAUGUUGUCAACUGUUGGAUCGACGUGGACGGGUAUGACGGAUCUUCUUAGGGAUCCGAAGCUUGCGCAAUGGAGACAUGAUACGAAGGGUCAGAAGGAAGAGGAGGUUCGGAAGCGGAAGCUUGAGGCUGCUGCUUCGAUGUCCAUGAAUGUUAACGGGAAGAGAGAGGUUGUGGAGAGAUUGAGACGUGACUUGUCGGGGGACAGUGGCUUUGAUGAAACUCAGACGCCAGAACCGGAACAAUACAGUUAUGAUGCGCCUGCCGCGAACCAGUCUACAUAUGAUUCCCCGGCGUCUGGGUACCAAUCGCAAAGUUCUAGAUAUGGAUCUGCGCCUGCGCAACGGUCUUCGUCGCAGGGAGAGUCAUCUACUGAUUUCUUCCUUGGUGGCCAGGACGACGAUGCUAGUCCGACUGCGGCUGAGUACCGGAAUACGAACCCUAAUGGCUCGUCUAUGAGUACUUGGGAUCGCAUCCGGGCUCAGAAUGCACCACCUAGAUCGCAGGCUCCUGCGCGACAGUCCUCUACUUCUGGAUGGGGACAGGCUCAGGCUCAGUCUCCGCCUGCAGAUGAUGUUCCUGUUGGUGCGCGGGAUUCAUAUGAUGUUGAUCGACGACUAGAGAAGGACCAGGCCCAGGCUGAUUUUGAUAGGAUGAUGGAGCAAGAGAGGAAUGCAUCUGGUGAACCGACUCGACGGGGUUGGGGAUCAUAA
Messenger RNA from Penicillium angulare, 1221 nucleotides. RefSeq names its product putative endo-1,3(4)-beta-glucanase. The transcript has a single exon. The record is from RefSeq and is a predicted model, not a curated record. Bases 1 to 1221 code for a protein of 406 amino acids. Lineage: Eukaryota; Fungi; Ascomycota; Eurotiomycetes; Eurotiales; Aspergillaceae.